This is a messenger RNA of Sapajus apella (tufted capuchin), 5131 nucleotides long. It is a transcript of the gene CD200R1L, whose product is annotated as CD200 receptor 1 like. The record is from RefSeq and is a predicted model, not a curated record. Gene Ontology annotation, molecular function: signaling receptor activity. Lineage: Eukaryota; Metazoa; Chordata; Mammalia; Primates; Cebidae. Gene Ontology annotation, cellular component: external side of plasma membrane. Gene Ontology annotation, biological process: regulation of neuroinflammatory response.
CCAAACACUCUGCCAGUCAGGCAUGGUCCACCAGUGCAGGAGCUAUGAUCUGAGCCCCCAAUGUACCUGGUGGCUGCACUAUAAGCAGGUGCCACCAGGUUGGAGCCCUGGGAGAGGCCAGCAGACCAAGAGGUGCCCAGGUCAAACGAGCCCCAUCCCAUGGGCAAUAUUACCCUGCAGAGUUAAGGUCCAACAGUUCCCCUAGGGUUCAAGUCUCCUAUGGGAGCAAGUUGAGCCUAGGAGUAUGGGUAACCCUGGCUGAGUGGUUCACUACAGAUGUUCCAGACCAAACUGUCUGGGCUUCAUGCCAGCAGGAGCUCUACUUCUAUCACUUUUCUAAACAGGUCUUUCUGUCAAUUCAAGUGUCUAUGGUGGUCCAGGUCUUCUCCUGCUGGGAUUUCAGAAACUGGAUUGCUCCUUGCCUGUUUAACCCAUCCCUUUGCAGGAGUCGUUGGUGGCCAGCAAUGAGUUCUAGUGUUCCAUUAGUUCCGUGCAGGGUUCACAUCUUCCUCCUCCUUCAGCCCAGCAUCUUCUUCCCUCCAUCUGCUCUCAAUGCCUUCAGAGGCUAGCAGUGUGCCAGCCUUUUCAAUGUCCGGGUCUCUCAGUAGAAGAUACUCCUCCUGGCUGUGUCUAGUUGACUCUCUUGGAGGAGAAAUCCAUGACUGAAAAUCUAUUUGCAGCAAAACCUAUUUCAUAACUCAAAAGCUUGGGCUGUUGGGAAUUUUAAAUUCAACCACACUUAAUUGAGGCUUUAAUUAUGCUAUUCAGUUCUGGUGCUUUGAUACAUUACAGCAGUAUCAUGGAUACUGACCCCACCUUUGCUAACUGUGUGCCACAAAACUCCUUGACUUAAAUGAUAUUUGCAUGUCAAGUCCCCAGGCCUAACAUUGCCUUCAUACUCCACGUGUGGCUCAGCCUCAUUAUAAUACCAUAGAGCCACAAAAAUAAGACCCAAAUCAACUCAAGUUUGUGAUCAUUUGAAAAAGAUGUCCCAUAUCACAGUUCCAGUUUCAGUUUCACAUUAUAGAUUAUAUUGCUUCAGCCCAACUUUGACCUUGAAGAUGACUUUGCCCCUUUUCCCAGAAACAACUUCACCCAGGAUACUGAGAUCACUACCCCAGAAACAUACAUAUGCUGGAUUUCCUAAGGAGCUGAAAAAUUGGACACAGAACAUUUAUCAUUUUACUUCCUUUGAUAAGAGAAAUUGUUUCAUUCCCUGAAUUUAGCAUUUGCUUAGUUCAUACUCUUAUUCUCUGCCAAAAUGUACCUCUUUAUACUUCCACACCUAAAGAAAUAUCUGGUAGAGUGUACUAGUCUUUGUGCCAUUUUAAUAAUUAAUGAGAUUAUUUGUUUUUCCAGGAAGUAACUGCCACAUAUGGGUUCACCCCUCAACCCCCCAGAGAGAGGACCUCCCAUUGCUCACUACCUCCUCUGACACUGUCCACUCCAGUUUGCUACCGCAACGUCCUGCCCUGCAUCCAUGACCACAGCUGCUGCCUCUUCCCCUAGGUCACAAACGUCACUAAUCUUUACAUACGUCUUACUUAACUAACUUCAUACUCUCCAAAAAUGUAAUUGUUGGACCUGCCACCUUGAACCCUGGAAUAUACCAUGAGAUUACUAUCACACACACAAAAAUAUAGCUCAUGUUUUAACAUACUUUAACUCAAUUAGUAUAUUGUUGGAGAUCCUGGAAAUCCCAGAUCUGUUUUCUUGGCUAAGGCCAUACAAUGUGAAACUUGGUUAUGAACCAGGCUACAAGGACUCCUUAUACUCCUACUUGUUUUCCUCCUUUUUAAGGAAAAAAUAAUAAAAUUCAUUUAUGCUAUUUAGGCCAAUGUAUGCACUACUCUAAAAGUCUUCUCUACAAUUUAGGCCACUCAAAUACGUCAAGUAAUCAAGCUUAACAUUAAUGUGGAGAUCAAUAGGUCAAUUUUUACUAGUUUUCAUGUCAAAAAAAUGCCUUUUAGUCCCAGUUUUGAGCCCCUAAUGGUUAGUCAGCUCCCCAUUUGAAUAUCUGACAGACAGCUAUGUCCCAGAGCUAGCGAAGUCAUUCAAAUUAGCUUAUGCACAGGGUUUUCAGGAAACCUAAUCCUGCUCCAAUUGCCAUAUAUAAGGUAUUCUCUACAGCUCCAGUGUGUUGUUACCCAGUCCGUGUGUGCAGUCACUGUGCAGCCCUACAUAAAAGUCUUUUGUUUGGAGCUGUAAGUAACAAAGAGGUUUGCCUUUCAUCUAUCCAAGAUAGUCUUUGUGUUGGGUCCUGUCAUCAAAAGAAUCUUUAAUCUCAUAAAACAGGAGGGAAGAAUCUUUGCUUCUAUCCUAGUUUACAAUGGUUUUCUGGCAACAUUUGGUUUUCUUUGGCUUGUAGAAGAAGCAUCACUCUGAUCUCUGCCUUUGUCUUUACAUGGUGUUCCUAUGUAUGCACCCAGUUUUCCUCUUGUUAUAAGGACACCAUAAGAAGCUAAGAAGUGCAAAAGAAGAGAAAAAGAAUAAACCAAAGACACCAGUUAUAUUGGAUUAGGGACCAAUCUAUUUCAGGAUGGCCACAUCUUAACUAAUUAUAUCUGCAAUGACCCUAUUUCCAAAUAAGGUCAUCUUCUGAGGCACUGGGGAUUAGAAUUUCAACAAAUAAAUGUUGGUGAGGAGUGCACUAUUCAACUCAUGACUGAAAGUACUUAUUAAAGACACACAUAUCUUAUAACACACUUAUAAACCAACGACUUAAUUCCUAGGUAUAUAUCCAAGAAAAUGAAUGUACACAUAGACGAAAAAUUAUGUACAAAAAAAGAAUAUUCUUAGUUUUAUAUUAGCCCCAAACUGGGACAAUCUAAAUUUACAGAAAAAGGAAUAAAUUGUGAUAUAGUUAUUAAAAUUUGCUAUACAGCAUUAACAAACUAUGCAAAGAAUUUCAUGUAUGUGAAGUUCAAAAGCUGUCAGAAUGAAUUAAUGCUAUUAGAAGUCUAAGUAGUGUUUAUCUCUGGAGGAGAAGAUAUGAGCCCAGAGGGAACAAAGGAAAUUUUGAGUAAUAAAAAUUAUCGACACUUUGGUUUUGGAAGUAAUUGGAUGAGUGCACAUAUAUGUUAAAAAUUCAUCAAACUGUAUACUCAAGAUAUGUUCAUUUUACCAUACGUAAUUUAUACUCUCAAAAUGCUGCUUUUCAAAUUAAUUGUUAUAUAAUUAAUCUUGUUACUUCAGUGCUGUGGGAGAAGCAAUAAGUAGUAAGCACUGUUUUUUUUGGUAUAUUACUCAGCAAAAUGCACUAACACUUUCUGUCAGUGGCUAAUCAGUCAAAAACAUAUGCAAUAAAAGCAGAAGUUAAAGAUCAGCAAGAUGAUGAAGAAACAUGUUUUGCAAUCCUGUUGAAAAGAGAACAAACAAAAGUGACCAAGAGAAACAGACUGUCUGUUGAUUGAUUUAAAGUGGAUUUAUGUUUAAGUAGAAAACUACUCCAAAUGCAUACGUGGGGAAAGAUGCCCGCUUCAAUGUUACUGAUCUCCAUCGUUAUCAUGGUAUCUGCUUCAGAUAAUAAUUCCUGUCUGAUGACACAACCGGAAAUGCAGAGCCAGAGAAUAUUUCUUAAUGAAGUUUCAAGUAGUUCAUGUAUGGAUGAAAAGCAGAUGACACGGAACAAUUCAACAGUUUUCCGAGAAGUUAACACUUCAUGUCCUAUACUGAUGGGUAAAAAUGCUGUGCUUUGCUGCCCUCCUAUUGCAUUAAAAUAUUUGAUCAUAAUAACAUGGGAAAUAAUCCUGAGAGGCCAGCCUUCCUGUAAAAAAGGCUACAGGAAAGAAACAAAUGAGACCAAGGAAAACAACUGUACUGAUGAGAGAAUAACCUGGGUCUCUAGACCUGAUCAGAAUCCUGCCCUUUAGAUUCAUCCAGUGGCCAUCACUCAUGACGGGUAUUACAGAUGCAUAAAGAGAGCACCUGAUGGGAAUUUCCAUCGUGGAUAUCACCUCCAAGUGUUAGUUACUCCUGAAGUGACCCUGUUUCAAAGUAGGAAUGGAACUGUAGUAUGCAAGGCAGUUGCAGGGAAGCCAGCUGCACAGAUCUCCUGGAUCCCAGAGGGGGAUUGUGUCACUGAGCAAGAAUACUGGGGCAAUGGCACAGUGACUGUUAAGAGUGCAUGCCACUGGGAGGGCCACGAUGUGUCUACCGUGACCUGCCCUGUCUCCCAUUUGACUGGCAACAAAAGUCAGUUCAUAAAGUUGAAUUCAGGUCUCAGAACCUCAGGAUCUCCAGCGUUGUUCUCCUUACUGAUCAUUCUUUAUAUGAACUCUCUUUUUGUGGUGAUUCUGGUCAUCACGGGGUUUGUUUUCUUCCAGAGGAUAAAUGAUGUCAGGUAGGAACUGCAGCCUGAAAAGCAAGACACAGUAGGAAAAAAAAAUCAUUGUAACAUUUUGAGUUUACAAUGUACUGGGAAAAGCUUGACACUCUUUUGGUAUAUUGUAUUCUCCCUCCAGCCCCUUCUUUAAUGUGAAGGCAUCAGUAAAACUGACAGCCCAGGCAGAUGUGCCUGCAGCACUGGGGCAAGGACUUCUGCUUCUCUGUGGCUUUGAUCUAGGAGAAGUGGCCUAGCCCACAGCUUGAGAAUGUGCUGGGGGAAAUAAAGUUUCUGGGGCUUCUCAAAUGUUUCUGUCAAAUUUCUCUGUUAAGGGCUUGUGUUCAUUCCUGCUUAAUCAUAUAUUCUAUGUGUUUUUUCCUCCCAAAGAAUGAAAGUCGAAGGAGCCGGAAGUCAACUUAUAUUUGAGACAUCACAAAAAAGCAGCCAUUUGCAGUAAGCCUUCAUGUUCAAAGUCUAUCUUAACUUCUGUGACUUGAUGUGAUAGUUACUGAUAUGGUUUGGUGCCAAAUUUCAUCUCAAAUUGUAAUCCCCACAUGUUGAGAGAGGGACUUGGCGUAGGUGAUUGGAUCAUGGGGGCGGUUUCCCCCAUGAUGUUCUCGUGACAGUGAGAAAGUUUCCACAACGUCUGAUGGUUUUAUACGUGGCAGUUUCCCCUGCUCGCUCUCCCAUCCGCCACCAUAUAAGACAUGCCUUGCUUCCCCUUGCCAUCUGCUGUGACUGUAAGUCUCUUGGGACAUCUCAAGCCAUGUGGAACUGUGAGUAAAUUAAACCUCUUUUCUUCAUAAA